Messenger RNA from Rhinichthys klamathensis goyatoka, 2522 nucleotides. It is a transcript of the gene gprin3a, whose product is annotated as GPRIN family member 3a. Bases 58 to 2490 code for a protein of 810 amino acids. Gene Ontology annotation, cellular component: plasma membrane. The record is from RefSeq and is a predicted model, not a curated record. The transcript has a single exon. NCBI's taxonomy places the organism in Eukaryota, Metazoa, Chordata, Actinopteri, Cypriniformes, Leuciscidae. Gene Ontology annotation, biological process: neuron projection development.
GUACCCACAACUAAAACAUCACUAAAUCAGAGCUGGAUAUUCAUUUGGAUUGGUUUCAUGGAAUCCCGACCUGCCUUCCUUCAUCCGCCCAGAAACGAUGAGCCCAAGGCAUGCUGGGAAUCUGAGCCCAAGACCUCAGGACAACACAGAAAGGGAAACACCUCUCCUGGAACCAGGACAAGACUUGGAGAGAAUCAUGGGAUUGAAGUAAAAGCUAAAGAGCUAGAGGAGAGAUCCAACUCAAUGGAAUCUGCUGGCCAUGAAAAAACACUAAAACACACAGCAUUAGCAACCAAUCCAGCCGCAGAACCCCUCCCUGCCUCGAGAAUACCCACCAUGCACUCGGCUACGACCAAGCAAGUCACUGUGAGAACAAUCAACACAACUGCUAUGACUAAAAUAGCAUCAACUCAACCAAACAAAGCAACUGCACCUGGAAUGGUCUUAAGUUUAUCCACUCAACCUCAACCCAGUGGGUCAAAACUCAGAUCCCCAAAUGCAAGCCAUGAGAAGAAGCUACAAGCGAAUGCGAAAACAUUCUCCAAAAACAUCCAAAAGACGGCCUCAGCAUCUCAUAUAAUGGGCUCCGCAGACUCCCCACAAAAGAUGCUUCACAAAACCGCUUCCGCUUCCCAGAUUUCCUCAAACGACUCUCCCAAGAAUCUCAACCGGGCAUCUCUCUCGCACAUUCCUCGAGCCACUUCCAGCCCCAAACUUAAACUAUCCCACGCUGCAUCUCUCAAAUUGGACAAAACCGAGCGGAUUAAAAGAGUUACAGGCAAAGAAGGACCGUUAUCGACUUCUCCGAAAGAUAUAAUGAUUGACACAUUGGUGGAGAGCAAACUGCAACUGGGGGCGAAAGCAGCAGGAGAGAGUCCUCAGGGACGCCAGGAGCAAGAGAUAAAGAGCAGGAUUGAGAGAAAAGGAGAAACGCUUGGAGAUGAAAGAGAGGACACUGUCCCUCAGGGACACGGUGGAAGAGACCUCACCGUGAAGAGCUCGACAGGGUGCAAACAAACCUCCGCUCUGUCAUCGAAACAAGCAGCUGAACAGCAGAAAGAGCCUGAAGACAAGACUGACGCAUAUGUCACAACCCAAGAGAGACACGCAGGGAGCAGUCAGAGACAGAAGGAAAAGGAGGAAGCAAAAAGCGAGGAGAGGAGACAGACAGGAGAGAGAAAGGGGGCAGUUGAGAUUAAGGACAAGAUGGUGACUGAGGCCAAGAAGGAUACAGUGAUGAACGAAAAGGAUAAGACACCGACAUCCAAGCAACUGAACAAUGAAGAGACAAAGACAAUUAAAGGUUUCCUAGUGGAUAAGACGCCGGCAUCCAAGCAAUUGAACGAUGCAGAGACAAAGACAAUUAAAGGUUUCCUAGUGGAUAAGACGCCAACAUCCAAGCAAUUGAACGAUGCAGAGACAAAGACAAUUAAAGGUUUCCUAGUGGAUAAGACGCCAACAUCCAAGCAAUUAAACGAUGCAGAGACAAAGACAAUUAAAGGUUUCCAAGUGGAUAAGACGUCGACAUCCAAGCAAUUGAACGAUGCAGAGACCAAGACAAUUAAAGGUUUCCAAGUGGAUAAGACGCCAACAUCCAAGGAAUUGAACGAUGCAGAGACCAAGACAAUUAAAGGUUUCCCAGUGGAUAAGACGUCGGCAUCCAAGGAAUUGAACGAUGCAGAGACAAAGACAUAUAAAGGUUUCCUAGUGACCGAAACAAAGGACGCAGCACUACAGGUGGAUCUGCACCCAGUUUACGUUGACGUCGAGGUCCAGGCGGUCAUGGAGGUUUGCAGCAAAUCCACAGACAUGAGUCCAGUCCAUGACUCUCAAUACCUUAAAUUGAACCCUGAGAUUGACCUCAACCCUAAAGUGGGCCUAUACAAUGAUCUCAGGCCCGAUGGCAACUCUGACUCUGAUUGGUUGCCAACUGUAGACCUCAGACCAACGGGAGCCAAGCCUAGAUUUCUAGGUCCAGCCCCUUACAAGUCUCCCAAUAGCCAGAAACCUCUACAACAUGUGUGUCAAAUAGAGAUUGAACUUUGUAGCCAGUCACCGCAGACUCUUGAUUCGAAAGUAACCAUCAGUGAAUUGGACACAACUUGUCGACUGUUGCCCGGAGUGACAAACAAGUCCUCCGAGGACUCCUUAAAACCCAUCAACUCUGGGAGAACAGGAGAAGUGAAGGGAGAAAAGGAGAAGAGUGGUGCACCUCAGCAGAUCAUCUGGGAUGAGCAGGGAAUGACGUGGGAAGUGUAUGGAGCGUCGCUGGAUAUGGAAUCGCUGGGGUUUGCCAUCCAGAACCACCUGCAGUGCAAGAUCCGUGAACACGAGCGGCGGAUCAGCACACUCCGGAACUCCAUAUGCCUCUCUGAACAAUCGCCCGAAAAGGGUAGGACAGGAAAGAGGAAGAGGAAUGUCUUCAGGUCACUGUUCCCUGGAUCUAAUUGCUGCUUGAAACCACAACCCAAAGAGGAACUGCCAAAGUGACUCGUUUUUUUUUUUGGUAACACUUUAAUUUC